Molecule: messenger RNA, 782 nt
Organism: Drosophila takahashii
Lineage: Eukaryota; Metazoa; Arthropoda; Insecta; Diptera; Drosophilidae
Source: RefSeq, a predicted model, not a curated record
GCAUAUUGAUUUCAAAAAUAACAACUUUCGGGCUGUAAAUUAACACAACACAAGCUAGCUAUGAGUCAAAUGCAACUGCCAACGCAACGCGUUCUCCGAGGACGAGGACGUCACCAUCACCGUAAUCAGUCCGCAGAGCCGUGCGAGUGUUUACGUCCUGUGAUAAGAGUUUUUGGUCUGCUGACUUCAUUCGUCAUCUGCGGCGUCGGCGUUGAUGUCUACAUGCAUGGAUAUCAGGCCGGUCUUUAUAUAAUUUUUUCAGCCGUGCUGGUUAUGUUUGUUGAGAUCAAAUGGCUCUUAACUAUUUUUCUGCAACUUCAGUGCUCAGAGGAUAAUUACCAGCGGAGAUACUGCAGCUGCUUGGCCUGCUGGCGACUUUCAGCGAUUUGUGGCGGGUGGCGACCCACUCCUGUUUAUGCGGUCAUCGGCAUCUGCCUGAUACUAUAUCCCCACAAUCUGUGGCUUAGUUAUGUGGCCGGAAUGUUCCUGAUACUUCUUGGGGUCCUUAGGCUCUGCACAUUGCUCAGAUUCAGCCCGUCAAAGGAAGAGGGACUUCUGCCGCAGUGCGACUUUGAAAAGGUCUCCAGUUUUAUGGAUAAUAUGGAGGACGAUUUUGCGGAGGUUAGUGCCUCGCAAGCGGCCUUGGAUGACGAAGCGGAGGAGGAGGGCGACGACCCCCCUGUCAUAGAUGAUGAUGUUUGCUAAUAGUUUAAGAGAUAGCUUACUUGCCUGAUGUUAUGUGAGAUUUUAAAUUAUUUAACAAACAUUUACUUACAAAGAGG